UGUACUGCCAACUGUCAGUCGUCGACGGUCGCUCCGCGGAUUAGCAUGAGAGUCGAUCGCGCACGAUCGGUCGCUUUCGCGUGAUUCCGCCGCCGUGGCCGUGGUUGCGCCGACGCGCUUCAUCCGUCAGCCUCCACCGAUCAGCCGACGGGAGUCAUAACACGCUCGGACACGGACGUGCGCGCUCUCCUUCCUUAUCUUAGUCUCCGUCUCUGUCCCUCUGAUUCGGCGAUAGGACUCUGGGCUGUAUCGGACGAGACACGUCCGCGGACACGUAAGAUGCGUUCCAUCACCGGAGACUCGUGUCGGGUCCGAUCUUCGCGAGCAAACUGACGUGACGUGACGUGACGUGACGCGGAGUGCAGAGUUCUCGAUCUCGCGCCGACGACCGCGCGAUCAUCGUCGUCUCGUCGUGUUGUUCUCGUAGUUGUUACGUUGUUGUCAUCGUCGUCGGCCGUUGUGAAGAUGCCCGCACAGCUCAGCAAAUUCUCGUUCGAUGCGCCCUGCAUGGAUUACACUCAUCCGUGGACGGACUCGUGCAUCAGCUCGACCGCGGGCCUCGGUUUGCACUCUCUGCAGGAAUCACUGAGGAUAUACACGACCGUUUACGUAAUUGCACUUUUGAUGAGAGGAAAAAUACCAUCAAGGGAAGACAUCAAAAAAACUAUAUUGGGUAUUCUUCAAUCUACAGCCUUCCUUUCCUGGAGCGGUUUUGCCUACUCUUUAUUUAUUUGUCUAUUAAGGCGAUUAUUAGGACGUUUCUAUUUCCCGACCGUGUCUUUUGUUCCGUCCUUCCUAUCUAGCUUAUCUGCCAUUUUGAUAGAAAGGUCUUCUAGACGCACAUUACUAUGUCUUUAUGUAUCAAAUAUUGCGACAGAAACGUUGUUCAGGAUGGGUGUGUGGCGGGGCUAUAUCUCUCCUAUACCGAAAGGAGAGGUCUACAUUUUUGCCGCGAGCGUAGCUGUAUUACUAUACUUUUUCCGGUCAAAAAUGAACAAGCAGGAUCAGAUAUAUAAGAUAUUAAGGUUUAUUAUUGGACAAUAUGAAGAGACUGAAUAUCUUGUAAAGAGAAAUUUGUCUUCCAAACCGUCUUCAGAAAAUGUCGACAGAAAAAAAGAACCGAAAAAAUCUGAAAAACGUCAAUUUACUCUUUUACGUAAAUCUUUCGAAGCAUACAAGAAUAUCAUUAAUACCUUGAAGGCACAGAGUAGGCAUCCUUCUUGUCCACAUCCUUAUAGUUGCGCACACUAUAUUUUAAUGGAUAGUGCAAGACUAUUCAGUUAUGGUGUUUGCGGGCAAGUAGCGCUUAAACUAAUCUUGCAAGUUAAAGGAUUAUUGCAGAAGCCGAAGUUAUUAAAAAGCACUAUCUUCCAAAAAGAAAAUUUGAAUCUGGGUGUGUGCCUCGGAGGAUUUGCUGGUCUUUAUAGGCUAGUAUCAUGCUUGUUGAGAAGAACUUUCUACAGGGACUCGCAUCUUUUUGCUAUUCCUGCUGGACUUGUCGCGAGCAUGGCGUUUACAGCAUAUCCCAAUAAUACUGUAGCGUUAUAUUUUAUGUGGAAAGCGUUACAGUUAUUAUGGAAUGAUGCGGUAGAAAAUAAGAAAGUACCUAAAGUAACAUGGUUCGCGAUCUUAUUGUAUUGCUUUAGCACGGCCCUUCUAUUUCACGUAGCUAUAAUCGAACCACAAAACCUGAGAUCGUCUUACUGGAGGUUCCUUUACAAUAUGUCAGGUGGAAGAAUAGCAGUAAUGUCCCGGGAACUCUUGGACGUGUUUGGAUUAGAAACUAGCAAGAAUUUGCAAAAUGUGCUUAUGAGGACUAAGACCACGGACAAGAUUACCUUCUCAUUCUAGAAUGCCAAUCGUAACCAGAAGAAAUCAUCAUGUACUUUAGUUUUUAUUUCGAUUGUGUAUUUCGCAAUACCAAAGAAAACGAACAGAAGUACAGUAUGUACAUUUAUACUUGCAUAAAAGUCUAAAUUGAACGCGGUAGGCAGUGAAACGUGAAAGAGCACGUCAUGAUAUAUAUAUAAUGAUCGAAAUAUUAUUAAUUUUCCUUUUGUUUUUGUGAAAUCUAAUUCAAAGCACUGGUGCUUGGAUAAUGUGAUAUUAAACAAACUUAAUACUUUUAUAUGUAGAAAUAAUUCAUGUAACUUAAUAUAUUUAACACAUUCGCAGCCGUUGAAAAAUGAAAGUGUUAAUUAUUACACAACGUGAUAAUCCUAAGAGAUAGGGCAGGGGGGAAUAGAUAAAUGAUAUUUAUAUAUGCAUAUGGUUAAUAUCGAUAGUACGUUCGUGUAAAUACAUUAGGAUGCAUGAGAAGGGCACUUUUCAUUUCUGCAAUACAUUAUCAUAGAGCAGUUAUUUUUUUACAUUUAUUGCAAGUUUCAUAUUUAUCAUUUACAAUGUAAAUAUGAUUAAAAUAAAGGAGCGGGUUUAUUUUAUAUCAUAAAUGCAUAUACCUGAAUUGUUGAAAUAUAGAAGCAAUUUGUGAUAAACGG
This is a messenger RNA of Ooceraea biroi (clonal raider ant), 2498 nucleotides long. RefSeq names its product transmembrane protein 135. The record is from RefSeq and is a predicted model, not a curated record. Lineage: Eukaryota; Metazoa; Arthropoda; Insecta; Hymenoptera; Formicidae.